UAAAACCUGCUCCGACUGGGUGUCGGUCUGUCGUCGGUCGGUCGGUCGGGGAGUGAAGUGAGCUCGGCGUGCCGCUGGUGUCGGACUGUUGUCUGUCUUCCGUUUCGUCCAGUGUUUUUUUUGUCGUUCUGUGGCGUCACCCGACAGUCUGAAGUCAGGAAGCCGGCCGUGUCGCCGCUUUAUGGGGCGUUGUGGAGAAGUUCCCGAAGUGCUCUUUGAGGAACCGGUGGACGGCGGACACCACCGGAGAUGGAUAAGCUAACCGAUAGCUGAGUGGUUAGCCGAGAAUCAUAGGUCAACUAGCAUGCUAGCGGCUAGCUAGUUUAGCAUUGAAUCGGCUAAUCGACUUUGUUUACCUCCUGUCGUCCAAACUACUGUCGGUCGUUCCUCGGGCCCGGCUGCUACACGGUGAAUCACCUGUCAGAGGCCGACCAACCCCCCGCAAGACGCCCCGGGCCGCGCGAUAAGGAACAGGAAAGAGGAGGAUCGUUGCCAGGCGGCUGUUGUUCAUCUCCCAGCCCCGGACACAACAUGCUGUCCAACGCACAGAAGCAGCCGCCGUUCCCCAGCGCGGCGGGCCAGUUCCUCCCCUUCCACGCCAGGGCCACCUUACAGAUGAAGAAGAGCGUCAUCACGGAAGACUACAAGGUGACCAGCCACGUGCUGGGCCAGGGCAUCAACGGCGACGUGCUCGAAAUCGUCCAGAAAAAGACCGGAGACGAAUACGCGCUGAAGAUCCUGCAGGAUUGUGCCAAGGCCCGUAGGGAAGUUGAGCUCCACUGGCGGGCGUCACCUUGUGCCAACAUCGUGCGCAUCAUUGAUGUCUAUGAGAACCUCUAUCAGAGCAAAAAGUGUCUGCUAAUUGUCAUGGACCGCAUGAAAGGUGGUGAGCUUUUUAGUCGUAUCCAGGACAGAGGAGACCAGGCCUUCACAGAGAGAGAGGCCUCUGAUAUCAUGAAGAACAUAGGAGAGGCCAUCCAGUUCCUGCAUGCAAUCAACAUUGCACACAGGGACGUUAAGCCAGAGAAUUUACUGUAUUCGACAAAGAGGCCUAGUGCCCUGCUCAAACUCACAGACUUUGGCUUUGCCAAGGAAACCACCACACACAACUCUUUAGCUACGCCCUGCUUCACACCCUACUAUGUUGCUCCAGAGGUUCUUGGCCCAGAGAAAUAUGACAAGUCAUGUGACAUGUGGUCGUUGGGUGUCAUCAUGUAUAUCUUGUUGUGUGGGUACCCUCCUUUUUAUUCUAACCAUGGUCUCGCCAUCUCUCCUGGGAUGAAGAGGAGGAUCAGGUUGGGACAGUAUGAGUUUCCCAACCCUGAAUGGUCUGACGUAUCAGAAGAAGCUAAACAACUGAUUAGGAACCUCCUAAAGACUGAGCCAACCCAAAGGAUGACCAUCACAGAGUUCAUGAAUAAUCCAUGGAUCAAUCAAUCAAUGGAUGUACCCCAGACUCCACUUCACACCAGCCGUGUACUAAAGGAGGAGAAGGACGCAUGGGAGGAUGUCAAGGAGGAAAUGACCAGUGCCUUGGCAACAAUGAGGGUUGACUAUGAGCAAAUCAAGAUCAAGACCAUUGAGGACUCAACCAAUCCACUGUUAACGAAACGGAGGAACAAAGCCAGUAACCCCAUGGCGAACCCACAGUCUGCUGCCCACUGAAAGAUGCACGCAUGCAUGCACAUAUAAACACAGGUUGUAAAAAGGAAGCAAUAAUUUGUCGACACACCAUCUUGCAUGGAUUUUCUCAGUGUUUUAUUUUUUCAUGGCAAAUUUCUAAUGUUUUUUUAAGGAGUGUUUUUUGUUUUUAUUACUCUACCAUUUUAACCAACCCGCCUCUCUGGCCUGGCAGAGGGGGGUCGGGUUGAUCUGUGUUUGUACACCAGUGAAGAGAUUAUGAAUUUACUAAAAGUAGAGGAAAGGGAAUCUGUGCGAUCUCUCUCUUCUCCUUUCCUAAAUAUCAGGUUGUGUGCUCAGAGGGGCCUGAAUGUUGGGACAGGACAUGAAGCCUUAGCAUCAGCAGUAGUUAUCUUUCACCCCACAGCCAUGUUCUAGCUCUUGCCCCAAACCUGUGAAUGUUAAAUCAAAUGGCUAAAUCCCCCAAAAAAGCAAGGGAAGGUAUCUUUUACAUACAUGCAAAGUAAGCAGAUGUAUUUUGAACUGACAAGUAGAAUGUAUGGACGCUGUCCCUGAUUGUCGGAGUUGGCUAGAAAUAGUCGCCCAUUUCUAGGAUUUGUACUGGGCGUGUCUGUCAGGUUGAGUUUGUCUUUGUGAAUGUCGAACAGAGGCCUAUGCACUCACAAGGGCCCCGUGCCAUUCAGACUGAGCAUCUCACGCGUCGUCAUCGUCCUCCUCUAUUAUGUUGAUGUAUACUUGUUUUUCAGGUACAUGGUUUUAGGGCAGAGAAGGUUUAAGAACAGAACCUGACUGGUCUUUCUCCUGCAUGUAGCUCACAGGCGAGUAGCAGACAAAAGAUACUGUAUUUUUUCAUGGAUUUUAUGAACAUUUUAGAAUAGGCCUUACGGAGUGUUGCUAAACCAGCAGAUUACAUUUUAACCCCUACCUACCAUUUGGUUCAGGCUUUUACCAAUGUUAUGCUUCAGAAUUUAUAACAUUGCCAGAUUAUAUUUCAGGUUAAUGCUAUGCAGAUGUGUUUGUCAGCUUGAAGUACUGCUAGGGCCUUUUUUUUGUAUAAGUUUGAUUUCUGUUUGCAGAUGUGUCUCGCAAACAAUAGGGAGAGUGUGUGUGUGUUUUGUGUAAGCAGUUGCACCCUCUAGGGAGAACACAGAUCGGACUGGUCAUUUAGAGUUACUGUCGGUUACACCAGCUCAACUGUCGGCAGCCUCAGCGGAAACUAAUCUGGUUUCGGUGUUCCCCAACACGUCUCCUCCUAUCUUCCUGGAGGAUCGAUAGGAAGCAGAAAGUACUAAUGAGCUGUUCCUGAGUCUGACAUACCACCAGCAAACUGUCAUCACAUUCAAAGAGGGUGUGAUGGUUGGUUCCUCUUCUAUGUUCUGCUAACACAACAGGACACUUCCCAGCUCACUUUGGGAUCAUGGGAAAUGAUUGUGUUACUUUUGUCAGUUUGGGCCACAUCACUUUGUAAAAUCACAUGCACAUUAGCUGUCUUAUCACACAUGAAAAUCUCACUGUAAAAAAUGUUCAUUGAAUGUUUGAGGCAAUGUUCCCUCCUUCUAACUUUCUUUUUUAACUUGUUUGUAUGUUUCGUUUUUAUCCCUCUCUACACCUUUUUUUUUGUAGUGAAAGCACAGAUGUGUUUUUGAAAAAAAAUUUCCCCUGCCCCCAGUCGUUCAGUCUGUUCAGCUCCACCUGCCGUACUUUCUGCUUCAGCUUUAGAUUAAAAAACACAUAAAGCACAAA
Scophthalmus maximus (turbot) is the source of this 3384-nucleotide messenger RNA. RefSeq names its product MAPK activated protein kinase 2a (gene mapkapk2a). The transcript has 10 exons. Gene Ontology annotation, biological process: intracellular signal transduction; inflammatory response; protein autophosphorylation. Bases 532 to 1665 code for a protein of 377 amino acids. Gene Ontology annotation, molecular function: calcium-dependent protein serine/threonine kinase activity; mitogen-activated protein kinase binding; calmodulin binding. Lineage: Eukaryota; Metazoa; Chordata; Actinopteri; Pleuronectiformes; Scophthalmidae. Gene Ontology annotation, cellular component: cytoplasm; nucleus. The record is from RefSeq and is a predicted model, not a curated record.